AAAUACUCUGUUUAUUUAUACAUUUCUUUGUACAAUUUUUAAUUUUUCCAUAUUUUAUAUCGUUAUUUGGUCUACUUGUGUAGCUGCCACUUCAUCCAUUGUCCUCCAAAACACACACUUGGGCGGUACACUUCUGUGCCUGGCAGGUAGUGCCCAUGCAAGCAUGCAACCUAGCAGGCGCGGGUGUUAUUCGGUUAAAACAGCCUCCCUGUGGUAGCGCAUUCCAGCGCGUUGCCCCGGCUUUAGGUGGUGUUGAGGGCAGUUUUUUAGCGGCUUCAGUAGGUGGAUGUGCUGCUUUCAGGGGGCUCAUAACAAAAAAAAGGAGCAGAAAAGAGGGGGACGACCGCAGACGGACAAGUGGCGCUAGUGGACUAGGUAACUUUUACGCAAAACCUUGGUGUAAAGUGACCUUAGUCGCUGGCUGCCUACGCGGGUUGCUCGCCAUCAAACACUCCCAUUUUUCACGCCUGGGGCCAGUGAAAAUUUCUCGUGCGGCAAAACAAUCCCAACGUCACCUCCCCGACCAGCGCGCAUUUUACCAUCAAAAGAAGGCCACCACCCGGCCUUUUUUAUCGAUAUUUUUACAUACGGCCAAAGUGUAUGGCUUGAUUUAUGAUUUGAUCGACUUUUUUGGCGGAUUUUCCGCGGGCUCUCUGCCGACUUUGAUCACCCCUGCACGAUGUCGUCCCGCAAGGUCCGAGUCAAGAAGCUCAGCGUCAAGACUGCGCUUCCUGUCCUCAGAGAAGACGAGAUCGAUGCUACUGAAUACGAGGCACUUACAAACGAAAAUCAAAUCGCGACUGGUGUCGAACACGCCGAAGAAAAGGAAUACCAUCUUCAGUCCAUUCUGAAAGAUGCCGGCACUAGUAACAACCAGGAAAUUCCUGUGCCUCCUCCACAGGAGAGCGAGGGCGUAGACUAUGAAGGUCUAUACCCUACUCCCUUCCAUAAACCAUACACAUACCUUCGCUUUUCGCAGACCGUGGAAGAAUGUAUCAGCUGCUCAUAUGAUAUGAGCACGGAAGACAAUGAGUUCCUCAAGGGUUACAAUGCGAAGCCUCCUCAAGGAGGUGUUCUCUCCGAAGAUGACUUUGAACGCAUCAUGGAAGUCUUUGAAGAGACGGCAAGCGAGCAGACACCAUUUGCCUCUGUGGACAACACCGUUGCCGCAUAUGACAUGAUGAUGCCUGGCCUUAACCACCUUGGCUCUGCGCAAUUGUUGCAGCACGCCAAGGCUAUAUAUGAGUACUGGAGCACCAGCCGCCAGGCGGCCGGUAAUAAGCCCUUGCACCCAACCCUCAAGUUUGAGACACACCAAGACACGGACGAUACCGAUCCGUAUGUCUGUUUCCGACGCCGCGAGGCCCGUCAGACAAGAAAGACGAGAGCGCGCGACAACAAGAUUGUCGAGACGCUCAAGCGUCUGCGUCGCGAGCUUGAGGAUGGUCGUCAACUUGUUCUUAUGUCGUACGAGCGUGAGAUGCUCAAGCGUGAGCUUUUGCACAUGGAUCGCGCCGUAUUUGAAGAGCGUGCACGCCUCAAGCACAUCAAGAACAAGCUUGGCGUCAAGGGUGAAGACGAAGAUCUCGUCCACCAAAAGCCCCAGAAACGUAAAGCUGCCGAGUCUGCCGCCGCCCAGAGAGCGCCUGGCACCCAGCUACGCACGGCUGUCCGUCCUGAUGGUCGAGCGCUUGAAUCGGAUCUUGUUCUGCUUUCUGAUCAGCUUGCUGAGAAGGAAAAGGAGCUUCGAAGCGAAAUCGAAACCAAGGUCCAGAACCAUCGCCGAUGGAACCAGAACCACAUCGACCUCACCACUUACCCUCUCUCUCCCGUACAGGAUCAAGGCAUGGAGCUCAAGUUCCGCCCCGCCAAGACCCAAUAUCUCAUGACUCCUCCCGCAUCCGUCUCGUCCGACUCUAUGGACGUGGACGAGGAUGCACCCGAACCAAUGCAGCUGGACAAGCCACAACCAGCUGCCGUAUUCCAGUUUAGGGCUGGCGGAGCUCCCACGGAGCUUGCACAGCCGAGCCAGCCAUCGUUCCGUCGCCGCAUCGGCCGCUUGAGCCGCUUGUGGAUCGACCGACGAGGCAUGGCCACGCAGUCCAAGGCUAGCAGCGCAGAGUACUCUGACCGCUGGAAGUAUGACUCUGACGACGAAGAUGACGUCGAGCCUCCAGUGUACGAAGUCGACCCAUACGACACCAAUGCGCUCAAGUUCCGUGCGACGAUCCCGCUCAGCUCAUAUCUCUUCCGAGGACGACAAGCGGUACCGCCGGAGGCCCUGGCUGCUGCAGGCAGAUCACUGGCUGCCCCGCCUGGUGCACAGGUACCAACACAACCACCUCAAGCUGCUGCCGCGUCUUAGAAAGCCGGGCAGGUUUGAGGGCUGGUUUGUAUGAUAUUGUACAUAGCGAGUUUUUGCUUUUUGAUUUUGAGAAAUCUCCUCAGAAAGGAAGACGGAAGACGAUGUUGUCAUUGCUUUGCUGCUCUGCUUUGCAUCGGAAGAGAGCGACGACGUUGUAGAAGAAGGGGGAUAUCCAUUGUAUAGUAACUGGUAGCAAAGGAGGAUCGGGCUUUUUGGCGCGGUGUCGGGAGUUUGGUUUUUGGCAUUUUUGGUAUUUGUUGGCUCGAAGAUUUUAUUCUUUGGUGGGAAUCCAGUAUUUUUUUUUUGCGCAAGAGCCAAAAGCCCCCUCCUCCUUGGAGCCAAGACGUUGAACAAACAGCAUGAAAUAUAAAAAAGAAGAUGUCUGGGUUCACCAGAUUAGCCUCUGUUCUCUUUGUAUGUGCGAAGUGUUGUAGUAAUGCUCGGAGGUUCGGAGCCUUGCUGCGGUAUAUGGGCGGCGAGGCGGAGGCCCGGCCGGUGAUGCUGCGUGAUGAGGCACAUGGAGAGUUUGUUUGUUGUAAGCACCCGACAAACAGCCCGCGAGGCAAUAUCAUGAAGAUAUCAUUCUUUGUAAGGAGAACAUGUUUGCCGUGUAAAAGAAGAGAAGAAGAGGAGUGACGGCGGCGCGGGGGAAUCGAGAGGCGUUGUUGCUGACACCAAGUAAGCGGCUCAGACAUGUACGGCCAGAGCCGACUAUGGCUGACUGUUUGCGAGGAGUAUCUUUGCAAACAUUGUGUCGAAGGCCAAUCUAAGCGAAUCUUGUAGAGUAGCGUAUAAGAACAGAAGCAAAAGAAGAAAAAAGACAAAAAGUAAUUUGCGUGGCGAGUAGGGUUUUUGGGUGAGCGCCGUGACAAGACGGUGGGCAAAAAGAAAAAGGCCGGCACGAUGCAAGUGGUGGUUGUUGUGGGUCACCUGGUUUGGUCCCCUGCUUUGGCUGGAGAGAGGCUUUCGUUCAACGGGC
This is a messenger RNA of [Torrubiella] hemipterigena, 3344 nucleotides long. Lineage: Eukaryota; Fungi; Ascomycota; Sordariomycetes; Hypocreales; Clavicipitaceae. The record is from the annotation of a GenBank genome assembly.